AUGCGGCCGCCGCGCAGAUGGAUGUUUGAUGGCAUGUCGAUGCACUUGGCCAGGGAAGAGCCGCCGAAGUGCAAAAGUAAGACACAAAGGGAUGGUUGAGACGUGAGGCACACGAGUACAUAUCUCCCCUGCUGUGCUGUUUUAGGACUCCGCCAUAUGCUGCAGCUGCAGCUGCUGCGGCCGCCAUCCCCGGUACCCCACCAUCCCGCCACACCCAAUCAGAUGGUCCCGUGCUGGUGGCUACUCCCAACGGCGCCAGGCCGCUCACUCCCCACGACGGCCGUCCGUCAGCGCAGCCCCCCACCCCAGCUGCCGCAAGAGACCGCCCAGGCUCCCUCUGUGCUGUGCUGGUGGUGACUCGCCACAGAGUCAGGCUGGUGACUCCGCAAGGCGUCAGACGAGAGGAGGGCGGCUCUUUGCCGCCCAACCACCCACCCCAGCUGCAAGAGCCCGCCCCCCUGCUCUUCUGGGACCGCAAGCGUCUCCAGCGCGUGCCGCCGCUGAAGGGGAAUGAGGGAUUCUCGGAAGAUACGGACAGCUCCCGCGCCAAGCGCCGACAGCGCCACAGGAGCCAUCGCCAUCGCAGCCGGCCCCACCACCACUAGCGCCACCAGCACCACCAUCGCAUGAG
Messenger RNA from Vitrella brassicaformis, 631 nucleotides. The record is from the annotation of a GenBank genome assembly. NCBI's taxonomy places the organism in Eukaryota, Vitrellaceae.